AUGGAGAACAUCCAUACUUGCGGAGACAAUGGAUUCGGUCCUCGAGUGGUCCACUGCCGAGGGGACUUCGACUUCACCCUACUGUUUGAAGAAUGCUUCUUCUCGAUCGCUCCUUCAGCAUUACUUCUCCUUGUGCUUCCAUUGCGCUACAAACAGCUAUGGAAACAUCGGACCGCCAUCGUCUCUCAAAGCUGGGCAUACUGGGCUAAACUGGUUUCGGCUCAAGCCUUUGGUGCAUUGCAAUUUUCACUUCUAGUUCUAUGGCUCCUCCCUCACACGCCACGGACGCAGACUUCCCUGGUAGCUGCGGUUCUGACCUUCAUCACAUCUGUUGGCCUACUGUUCCUAUCACAUCUGGAGCACCUAUAUUCUGUGCAGCCCUCUUCUCUUCUGAAUCUUUUCCUAUCAUGGACAAUUGUCUUUGAUGCCGUACGUGCAAGGAGUCUGUGGCUGGCCUCGUACACCGUUCUUGCUGCUCUCUACAUAGCGAGUAUUGCGGUCAAGUUGCUCUGGUUCUUUCUGGAGACAAGGCCAAAACUGGCCGAUUUCGUGAACAAAACCAUGCAAUAUGGCGACGAGGAAACCAAGGGCUUUUAUAAUCGCGCCUUCUUCUGGUGGGUUAAUCCUUUGCUCUUCCUCGGGUUCAAGCAGUCAAUAUCCCUCGAGGAACUGCCGUACCUUGAUCGGGCUCUUUCUGCAAACGAAUUACAUCGGAAAUUUUCAGCGCAAUGGAUUGCAAUGCCGAAAACGUAUGAAAAUGCAUUAGCCUAUUGCGCUGUCCGCACAUUCAGAGCUUCGGUCUUUUACUCUUUCCUGUCGAGGCUCAUGAGAAUUGGGCUGGAUUAUACGCAACCUUUUCUGAUAUCCAGAUUAACUAUCUAUGUUGGCCAGAAGAAUUCUAGUAAAGACGAUGGGUAUGGCCUGAUUGGUGCAUUUGCACUGGUCUUCAUACUCAAAGGCGUCAUGAACUGUCUUUACGAGCACUAUGUAUUUCGUCUCAUAACGCAAAUACGCGGUGCUCUCGUAUCUGUCAUCUAUGAUAAGACACUUGAGCUGAAAUAUGACGAGUACACUGACUCGGCAGCGCUGACUCUUAUGAGUAAUGAUAUGGAUAACAUUGCAUCGGGAAUCCAGAAUGCGCAUGAGGUCUGGGCGAGUCCUAUAGAAGUGGGCAUUGCACUAUACCUGCUGCAACGUCAGGUAGCUUGGGCUGCUACAGUUCCUGCCGUCCUUUCUAUCGUGGUCUUCUGUUGCACCCAUUUGUUGUCGAAGUCCGCACCAGGAAGACAAAAGAUAUGGAUGCAGGCUGUCCGUGAAAGGGUUGCAUUUGCUUCGAGUUAUCUCGAUGCGAGUGUAACUAUCAAGAUGCUUGACCUUCAGCAUCAUUUCUCUAGAAUGCUACAGCAACUCCGCAUUGACGAGCUUGAUCGACAGUCGAAAUUUCGCCACCUGAUGGUGAAAAUGAAUUUGCUCGCGGGCACAACAACUAACCUCAGCCCUGUUCUCACACUCAGCCUUUUUACUGGUGUUGCACUCCAUACCGGACGAAGUCCAUUGACAGUGGCUCAAACGUUCGCAUCUCUGUCAAUAAUUUCUCUAUUAAGCGGUCCUUUGUCAAACCUGGUCUAUUCCGGGCCCAAGGCUAGUGCGGCUUUGGAAUGUUUUCAAAGGAUUCAGGCUUACUUGCUAGCAAGCCCCAGGCUUGAUGAUCGAUUUAUGUCGCAAGGCCAUCCUAAAUGCUUCAAGCAUACAAAUUGGGCUGAAAUUAACGCCGAGGGGACAGUGACCAUGGAGCUUCAGCCUCCAAAACCAUCGGAUCGAGAACUUCUGCACGGUUCUGUCGCAGCUGAGUCGGACUUGCUGCAUAUACACCAGGCUGAUUUUGGUUGGGAUCGGAAUUUGCCAGCUACAUUGUUGAACAUCGAGCUGAAAUUUCCUCCUUCAUCGCUUACCAUAAUUACUGGGGCCGUUGGAUCAGGAAAGAGCACUCUGCUUCAAGCGAUUCUCGGCGAGGUUCCCUGCAUGAAGGGCUUCAUUUACAGCAAUGUUUGCGAAAUAUCUUUUUGUAGUACCAAGGUCUGGAUUCGCAAUGGAUCCAUCCGUGAUAACAUUUGCCAACCCUUGCCUUUUGAUGAGCAAUGGUACCGAACAGUGCUCUAUUCCACUGCGCUUGACCAAGACAUCGAGAGCUUUGCCCUCAAAGAUCACACAGUCAUUGGCAGUAAUGGUAUGGCAACUAGUGGCGGACAAAGACAACGGAUUGCUAUUGCCCGUGCUAUCUAUGCACGCAAGCAGCUAGCUCUUUUCGAUGACGUCUUAGGUGCUCUAGAUGCGAAAACUUCAGAGCAAGUCUUUCAGCGCAUUUUCGGGACACAGGGCAUCUUGCGCCGUCAUGGAGUUGCUGCUAUCUUAGCCACUCAUGACCAGAAACUUCUUGCCUUUGCUGAUAAUGCUGUCUUGCUUCGAAACGGAGUGAUUACGGAACAGGGUCCUCCGCAAUUGCUCCAAUCACGGGAUCUAUCGGAUGGACCAGCAGCCAAUUCACGAUCAACCGACGAGCGCCAAGUAGCAUUGCCAAAUCAGGCAGCUCCAGGCAUUGCGUCUUCAAAUGCUGACGAUAUGAACAGGAAGACAGGCGACAUGAGUAUAUAUGCAUACUACCUCCAAGCUGCCGGCCCUUGGCAUGUAUCAAUCUAUUUUGUUUCCUUGAUUAUAGGAGUGUUUUGCUCUCAAUUUCCCAAUCUUUGGGUCCAAUGGUGGGGAGAAGAAAAUGCUCGGACGCCGUUCGGAAGGCUUGCCCUUUAUAUCAGCGUAUAUGCUGUUCUGGCCGCUGUAGGAGCUGCACUGUGGGCAUGGUGCAUGUGGCUGGUCUUUUGCCGCAUUGUCCCCGCGUCCUCCAACAGGCUCCAUGAUUAUCUGGUGAUGAAGGUUAACAAGGCUCCUUUGCAUUGGCUCACCUCCACAGACAGCGGUAUCGCCCUGAAUCGCUUCAGUCAGGACAUGACUCUAAUUGACCGAUCACUUCCUGCUGACUUUCUUAAAACAUCGCGGAACUUCACACAAUGUUUAAUGAGCGCUGUAUUUAUCUGCGUUGGUGCUAAAUAUAUGGCUCCUCUGAUUCCCCUAUCAGCCAUUGUGGUUUACUCAAUCCAGAAAUUCUACCUCCGAACAUCACGACAACUUCGUCAUCUGGAUCUCGAGAGCAAGUCACCACUGUACACCCAAUUUACCGAGACGCUAAAUGGACUUGUCACUAUCCGUGCAUUUGGCUGGCAAGACAGCUUCCGUGAAGAGCACCAGGAAUUGCUCCAAAGAUCGCAACGGCCCUACUAUAUGCUGUUUGUCAUACAGCGUUGGCUUAUCCUUGUUCUAGAUCUUUGUGUUGCCGGCAUUGCAAUCUUGCUAGUGAUACUCGCUGUCUUUGUGCGCGAGAUUGGGCCAAUAGGUGUUUCACUUAUCUCACUAAUCACAUUCAGCCAGCAGCUGUCGGAAUUGAUCAAUUUCUGGACAUCCAUGGAAACCAGUAUUGGUGCAGUUACACGCAUACGCAGUUUUCAGAAGGUUCCCUCAGAGGACCUUCCUGGUGAGGAAGCAGUUCCUCUUGCUGAUUGGCCAUCAGCCGGCCAUAUAGCUUUCCAAAAUGUCAGCGUAUGCUACGAACUGGACUCUCCACCUGUUCUUCAACAACUAACCCUGACUGUCCCUGCUGGAUCCAAGCUAGGGGUAUGUGGGCGUUCUGGAAGUGGGAAAAGCUCUCUACUUCUUGCCAUUCUUCGCAUGGUGGAGAUACAAAGUGGUGAUAUUACUAUUGAUGCCGUGAGUCUACAGUCAUGCCCUCGUGACAUCAUCCGCAGUCAAGUUACAGUGAUACCUCAAGAGCCCGUCCUCUUCCGGGGCACUAUCCGUGACAAUGUCACUGGGUUCAGCCCCAUGAAUGAUGAGAAUGUUCUCAAUGCACUACAAAAAGUGCAACUGUACGAUCAUGUCCAGAGCUCCGGGGGACUCGAUGCUAAGAUCGAUCAACUCCCCUUAUCAGCCGGCCAGCGACAGCUCAUUUGCCUCGCUCGAGCUAUUGUUAAGAAGAGAAAAAUCUUGCUCUUGGACGAGGUCACAAGUCGGGUGGAUAAUGAGACAGAUUCCUUGAUGCAAGAGGUAAUACGCACUGAAUUUGCAGGCUGCACUAUUAUUGCAAUCGCGCAUAGGGUUUCUACUCUUCUGGAUUACGAUCAGAUUGCUGUCAUUGAUGGAGGUAAGAUGGCUGAAUAUGGCACACCUAGUGCGCUGUUGGAAGCAUCAGGCUCGCUUUUUCGGCAAUUGUAUGAUCAGCAGAUAUCCAGGUUGUGA
Messenger RNA from Aspergillus luchuensis, 4344 nucleotides. RefSeq lists its product as uncharacterized. The transcript is spliced from 6 exons. Lineage: Eukaryota; Fungi; Ascomycota; Eurotiomycetes; Eurotiales; Aspergillaceae. Gene Ontology annotation, cellular component: membrane. Gene Ontology annotation, molecular function: ATP binding; ATP hydrolysis activity; ABC-type transporter activity. The coding region runs from base 1 to 4344 and encodes 1447 amino acids. Gene Ontology annotation, biological process: transmembrane transport. The record is from RefSeq and is a predicted model, not a curated record.